UGCAGCUGUAAGCAUCCACUCGCUUCCUGUAUGAAUACGCCAAUUUGCGGUUAACUUUGCAUUUUAAACAGACAAGUUUGAAAGAUGUCUGAGGAGAAUAAAGCUCUGCAUACCGUAGCCUCUGGUAUCAAUCAGUUUUCGACGAAUUUUUACAAGGCAUUGGCAGGAGAUGAAAGUUCUAACUUCAUCUGCUCGCCGAUCAGUGUGUCGAUGGUGUUAUCGAUGGUCACCUUUGGGGCUCACGGAAACACCGAGAAAGAACUGAGAAAUGCCUUGAGAUUAUCCGAAGAUGAUCAAGUUAACAAGAACGGCUUUCAAUCGCUUGUUGACACUCUGAAUGCUGUCGAGAAAGUGGAGCUUCGUUUGGCCAACAAAAUUUACUUCAAUGUAGGAUUCGACGUGAAGACAGAAUUUAAAGAGCUGACGGAAAAAACAUUCCGAUCUGUGUCGGAAGUUAUCGAUUUUGGAAAAUCUGCAGAAGCUGCUGGGACUAUUAAUAGUUGGUGUGGAGAAGAGACUAAUAAUUUCAUAAAAGACGUUGUUAAACCAGCUGAUUUAUGUGACUCGCAAAUCGUUCUGAUAAAUGCGGUGUACUUUAGAGGCGAGUGGAAGUGGAAAUUUGAUCCUAAGUAUACAGAACCCGAGCCGUUUCAUAUUGAUGAGAAUACUGUUAAGGACGUGCCGAUGAUGCGGAAAAAAGCCAGAUAUAACUACAACGAGCUGCCUGAUCUUGACGCUAAAAUUAUCGAGCUUCUUUAUAAAAGCAGUGAUGGAAACCAUCCUGUCACGAUGUUUAUUAUCUUACCCAAUGAGGUCAAUAGUACUAAUAAAAUCGAGGUCAAUUUACAUGAUGUUAACUUCAAGGAUUUACAUAAAAAUGCUGGAGAUCAUAUGAGAGAGUGCGAAUUACAACUUCCUAGGUUCAAAGUCGAGAGCACGUUGAAUUUAAAAAAUAUUUUGACGAAAUUGGGUUUGAACGGAAUUUUUGAACCGUCUGCAAACUUUAGUGGAAUUUCCGAGUCGUCACAAUUAAGCGUCAGUAAAGUGAUACAAAAAACUAUUUUAGAAGUUGACGAAUUAGGAAGUGUUGCCGCUUCAGUAACUGCAUUGUUAAUGCCAAAGAAAGGAUGCUUGAUGGAACCCACACCGUUCAUCGUAAACAGACCAUUUGUGUGUGUAAUAGUCGCCACAGAAACUGGGACACCACUUUUCAAUGCCCGUAUCAUCGAUCCGACUGCUGGAUAAAUGAAGACUGACGAUAAAUAAUUCACGGCUUAACUUCAAUCUAACAUAAGCUUUUAAACUAUUUCUGAAUAAUUACACAACAUUGCGCGCGAGUCAUUGACCUCUGUAUUGACUAACCUUCAGACGACGAAGACUCAUUCAUAAAAAAAAAAAAAUAAAAUAAAUAAAUAAAGUAUAUAUCUAAAACCCUAUUGAGUAAUUUAGCUUUAAAAGUACACGAUAAUUACAUCGAUGAUUCAACGCGGAAAUCCUUAGAUUAAGAUUGUAUUACUCAUGUGAUAAAAAUAACCAUUGUAUUUAUUUAGAGUGUUGUUGAAUAUGUAACUCUGCUUAUAAUUUUCAAAUAAUUGAUAUAAUAUAUAAAAUGUUUAAAAAACAAUGAAAUAACCCACUUAAGUUAGCAGCAGAUAAAAUAAAUAAAAAUAAAUGACUGAGCUAAAUUAAAAGAAUUAUUGUGAAAAUUUCCUACGAAGUUUUUUUUUUUAUUAAAUAUACCUUUAAAAUUAAUUUAACGAUAAACAAGAUUAAAAUUAGAAGAUUACACGGUAUCUCGAAGAUUAAUAUUUUAGCAAAAAGUCGAGUGAGCAUAAUCGAGAAUACAAAUAAACAUAAAAAUAAAUAACCAUCACGUGACUUUGCGUCAUCGCGCAAUAGUCUAGUAGCAGGCGUUGUCUUCGCUAUACUCACGAAAAGGCGCCAGUUCGUCGCAUUUACUCGCAGAGAGACCUUCUAUUCAAUCGAUCGCGAGUCUACGUUUAACUAGCAUACCACAGUUUACGUUGAGCAUUUAUUCACGACAGAAAUCCAUUCGCAAUGACUACACCUGUGAACGAGGCUUUACGCACC
This is a messenger RNA of Cotesia glomerata, 2091 nucleotides long. Its product is annotated as antichymotrypsin-2-like. Gene Ontology annotation, molecular function: serine-type endopeptidase inhibitor activity. The coding region runs from base 85 to 1245 and encodes 386 amino acids. NCBI's taxonomy places the organism in Eukaryota, Metazoa, Arthropoda, Insecta, Hymenoptera, Braconidae. The record is from RefSeq and is a predicted model, not a curated record. The transcript has 7 exons.